AUGCCGAUGUGUGGCCACAUCUUCUGUCUCCCAUGUCUCAUCCGCUACAUGCAUUCCGAGGACGAUGCCAAGGCCCGAGACAAGCGGGCACGUUCGAGCAAAUGCCCGCUGUGCUUCGACACCAUAUACGCAUCUGAAACGAGGCCAGUGCGCUGGUACACAGGCCAGGAGGGUGAGCCUCCCCGCGAGGGAGGCGAUGUAGUUCUCCGCUUGGCUGUCAGAUCCGCGGGAAGCACCCUGGCUAUGCCCCGCGAUGGCGCGUACGCUAUGACCAAAGAUGAAGAUAUCCCUUGGUAUCAUGCCGCCGAGGUAACCGAUUAUGCCCGCAUAAUGCGCGGUGGUGAGGACUACAUGCUGCACCAACAUGAUCAGGAAAUUGUAAAGCUGGAGCAGCAAGGAAAAGAGGACGAAGUCAUGUUUGCCGAAGACAGCAUGGAAUGGACCAACAAGGCGAUAAGGAGUAUCCGAGAGGCCAAGGAGAAACUCAAAGGAAUCGGAAACCCACCAGAGGAGCCCGCCAAGCCCGCGGAACCCAAGAUGAAGAGAGCGCCCAUUGUAUUCGACGAAACGACGGCACCAGACAUGUACACCGUACAGGACCAUUCCCAGGUCGGUCUUGCUUACGGCAAGGACAGGGCCAUGUCUGGCUCUUCGCACUCUUCAGCAGCAAGCCAUGGAAUGUCUUUGACGCUUGCAGAGCUUCGUAAUCGACAGCACCACGAGCACCAUCAGACGCCCGCGGAAUAUUUCUUCUACCAAGCACUGUUGCAUUACUACUUAUCUCCGCUAGACAUUCGCAUUCUGAAAGCGGCUUUCGGAAAUUUCGCCUCGUUUCCCUCAACGAUCCUUCCCCGUGUCGAGCACGUAUCUACGGGACACGUAGUCGAUGACGAAUUGCGCAAGCGCACAAAAUACCUGGCGCAUCUACCAUACGGCUGUGAGGUUGCUUUCCUUGAAUGUGAUUGGACCGAUACUGUUGCCCCAGAAGUGCUGGAGCGCUUCCGACCCGAUAUUGAGAGAAGGCGAAAGAGGCAUGUUGAGAAAGAGAGCAAAGAAGAGAAGGCACGACAGCGUGCGGAAAAGGCCGAGUACGCCGAGUUUGCAUCUGCGCGCAGAAGGCGUCCAAGCAUGACGGAGAGAUUCUCCGCCGACGAUUUCCAGCCUCUAGCAUCAGGCAGCAUGCCGGACGUGCAGCCCGUCAUGGAUGGAGACAACUCUUCGACGUCGCCACCCUGGCCACGGCGGCGUGGCGAUGGCUUCGCUCCGUUGGCUUCUCCUUCGUCAAGCCCGUCAGCGCCACGGACCGUAUGGGGUACGGCGAUAGUGGCAGGCACAUCUCCAGUGUUUGGGCCCCAGGAUCAUCAUGACGGCGAUGAUGGGUGGCUGCAGGGCUGGGAGAAGGAUUUGCUUGCCGAGGAAGACAUGAUUGCCCAAGCACAAGCCAUGUCUCUGGGUGGAGGCGAAGAAGGCACGAAGAAGCCGGCCGGUGGAAAGAAGAAGAAGGGCAAAAAGAUCACGUUGAUGAGUACGAAUGUGCGGAGGGGAGCGUAG
Alternaria ventricosa is the source of this 1551-nucleotide messenger RNA. RefSeq lists its product as uncharacterized. Gene Ontology annotation, molecular function: transcription cis-regulatory region binding. The record is from RefSeq and is a predicted model, not a curated record. NCBI's taxonomy places the organism in Eukaryota, Fungi, Ascomycota, Dothideomycetes, Pleosporales, Pleosporaceae. Gene Ontology annotation, biological process: positive regulation of transcription by RNA polymerase II. Bases 1 to 1551 code for a protein of 516 amino acids. The transcript is spliced from 2 exons.